Messenger RNA from Phyllotreta striolata, 634 nucleotides. Lineage: Eukaryota; Metazoa; Arthropoda; Insecta; Coleoptera; Chrysomelidae. The record is from the annotation of a GenBank genome assembly.
AUUUCAAACGUCUCCCGUCUUAUCUAAAUAAGCUUAAAGUGUUUUUCUUAAUUAAACAAUCACUCCUACGAUUAAUUGAAAGUAUUUAGUUUAAGCGUGUCGGUAUCCGCAGGCACUUUAUAAUCGAUAUUCAUAAUGGUUAAUAUGCACCAAGUAGAGGGCUACGAGAAUUUCGUGGAGUUCUUCAAGAACUUCGACGCAAAGGGCACUAAAAUACACGUUUAUUUUAGCGGUUCGAAAUUACCGAACGGGACGAGCUGGUGCGACGAUUGUCGGAGAGCCUGGCCUGUUAUUAAGGAAGAGCUGGAGAAGUUCGAUAAAACGAAUCCCGAUACGCAUUUCGUGUACGUCGAAGUAGGAGACCGGCCAUUCUGGAAGGACCCGAAAUGCCCGUUCAGAACAGACCCCAGCACCAAGCUGAUGGUCCUUCCCACAUUGAUCAGAUGGCAUCAGCCCCAACGUUUAAACGGCGAUCAGUGCGAGAAAAACGAACUUGUCCAAAUGCUGUUCGAAGACGACGAGGAGUUCUAGUAUUAAAUUAGGAUUACAGCUAACUAUUCGCACUAUUACGGUAUUUUAUAUUUCCAAACAGUUAUUUUUUCUUUAUAAAUUGUAAUUAAAUUUUAUUACUCAA